Otolemur garnettii (small-eared galago) is the source of this 3570-nucleotide messenger RNA. It is a transcript of the gene MIS18BP1, whose product is annotated as MIS18 binding protein 1. NCBI's taxonomy places the organism in Eukaryota, Metazoa, Chordata, Mammalia, Primates, Galagidae. The transcript is spliced from 16 exons. The record is from RefSeq and is a predicted model, not a curated record. The coding region runs from base 106 to 3540 and encodes 1144 amino acids.
UGAUUUCAUAUUGAACUACAGGUGUCUCUGGUUCCCUGCUGAAGUUCUGUCCUGAAAACUGCUUAAGUCAAUUUUCUCUUAGAGGAAUUUUGUUGCUGCUGUGUUAUGAAGAUGAUUGCAACACCUUUGAAACAUCCAGGAAUUCACCCGUCUGCAGAGAUGUCUUCUCAGAGGAGAAAUCUGUCCCUGGAUGCAGUCUUUCUUGAUAGCAUUCCUUCAGGCACACUUACUCCUAUAAAAGAUUUGCUGAAAUAUCAGAACUCCUCUUUAAAAUUGAAUGACUUUAAAAAGAAGCAGUUCGUAGAUAUGACAGCUUUUAACAAUAAAAAUAUAUUUCAAUCUACCAUGCUAGUAGAGGCUACUACCUCCAACAAGUCUCUUGAUAUCAGUGCUAUAAAGCCCAAUAAGGAUGGAUUAAAAAAUAAAGCAAACUAUGAAUCACCAGGAAAAAUAUUUCAAAGAAUGAAAGAAAAAGUACUGUGUGACAAGCAAGAACAAGCAUCAAGAAAUAGUAGUUUAUUAGAACCACAGAGAAAUGAAAGUAAUAAAAUCUUCUUCACUCCUAACAAAGCUGAGAAAAAAUUAUUGCAGCAUACCUACCUCUGUGAAGAAAAGGAAAACAACAAUUCAUUCCAAUCAUCUAACAGUUCAUUGAAAGAAAAUAGAACCUCAGUCUCGGUCCAGGGUGUUCCUCUAGAAUCAACAAAUAAUUUCCUUCUGGACAAACACGAGACUCAGUGCCCACAGGAAAACAAAGCACCACUGCACAAUUUAACUUAUGAACUUCCAAUUCUAAACCAACAACAAGAACAUUUUUCGGCUAAAGGAGCCUCAAACAAGACAUUAACUAGAGCUCAGUUGGCUAAACAGAUUCUUCAUUCCAAAGAGAACAUAAUUGCAACCACUAAGUCCAAAAAGAGCAUGUUUGUUUCAGAAAGCAUUGAUUCUGCCGAUGAAAAAUUCCAAAAUACUAACGUUGAGACUCUCAGUCUCAGUUUUGUUCCCAUUAAAAAUGACAGUCAACUAAUGGUUUCCAGUAGCAAGAUGACAACAGAAAUGUCUUCACAACAGGAAAUUAAAGAAGGAAAUGAAAAAACAGUAUCCAUAGAGAAUAGUAGUCCAGGUUUCUUGGAAGAUACAUGUAAAAUUGUACUGGCAACGCCAAGACUUCAUAUAAAAAUACCUCGAAGGUCACAAAGAAAUGUUUCAAAGCUUUCCCCUCCAGGUGUAUUUCAAACUGCUACAAAUGGAGUUAAAAAAAAUAAGGUCAUCCAGCUACAGGAAUGGAUGAUUAAAAUCAUCAACGAUGAUACAGCUAUAUGUGUAGAAGGAAAACUGAUAGACGUCACUAACAUAUAUUGGCACAGCAAUGUAAUUGUAGAGCGGAUUGAGCACAACAAAGUUAGGACUAAAACAGGCAACAUUUAUAUGUUGAAAGGAAUGAUAGACCGGGUUUCCAUGAAAGAAGCAGGAUAUCCAAAUUAUCUUAUAAGGAAAUUUAUGUUUGGAUUUCCAGAAAAUUGGAAAGAGCACAUUGAUAAUUUUCUAGAACAAUUAAGAGCUGAUGCAAAGAACAGAAAAAAAAGGCCAGCCAAAAACAGAAAACUGGAAGAUGUGUCUCUAAUAUACAAAAAUCAAAGAAAAAUAAUGCAAAAACAAACAGAUGUUCUCCAAAAGGCCAUCACCACUUAUGACCUUGAUAGCGAUGACUUGGAACUGAAGAAUAAUAAGCACAGUGGGUUGCCUGGAGCUACAGAAUUAAAUGGCUGCCAUACUAAGUGCCAAAAUAAACUACCAUUAAGGCUCCCAGAUGACCAAAUAAAUAAAGCUAUGCAAAAUGGAGGAGGAGAUGACUUAUCUAAUCAGGAAUUCAUUAGAAAAAAAGAAGUAAAACAUUUGUGUACAAAGAAACUAAAAAAUUGUGGAAGAACAAAUGAAAGGAUAAUUGAAAGUCAGAAACAAGAAAUUAAAGAAAGAACUGAAGAAUUGGAUGUACCCAUUGAUAUUCUAACCUCAAGGAAACAGUUUUUCACAGAUGAAGAAAGAAAAGACAUAGCUGUCAAUCAGAAGGAAGCUUAUAUUUUAGUAACACCACUUCAUUCUAGAAAACUGAUAAAGGAAAGAUGCAUGAAGUAUAAUCUCUCUGCCAGCACAAUUAAAGCAGUUACAGAUCUUAUAGUGCCAAGGCAUCAAAAAAAAUAUCCCAUUAGUAAGUUCUCACGGACUUUAGAAAAUACAUUUGAGUAUAGUGUAGGUCAUCAAAGUAAAAGCGAGGAAGAUUACAGUGAAUGUGAUUUGCUCACUAACAAUCAGAAAAUAGAAAUACCUAGCCCUAAAAAGGAGCAGAUGGUCACCUCUGACUUUAAGAAAAAUAUCAAGAUGUUACCACAAUCAAAGAAAAUCAAAACUCAAGUAGGGAUGCCAUCUUACGAGCAUCAGUCUUCAUCAGGUUUGUCAAGUGAAGAGAGCGAGACAGAAAAGGAGAUUAGAAGGAAAGCUGCUGCUGCUAAGAGCUCCAGGGCAAGAGAUACCAAAGAAACGGGGGUUCACCUGAGAAAAAGCACCAGAAAUACCACAAAGAGUAUCCCAGUGAUUUCAGAGUCUGAAACCGAAGAAAGUGAAGAUGAAUUUUAUAUCAAACAAAAGAAAGCUAGAUGUUCUACGAAAGAAAAUCUUCCAAAACCUAGUGGUAGGAAUUCUUUACCAAUUGUUGAGGUGAUGGUAUCUGAUAAGACUAAUACCCAUCCCUCCAAGUGCUUACCUGAUUUAAUUCAAGACGAGGAAUGGAAUGAGACUGAAUUACAGAAACUUCACUGUGCUCUUGCAUCUUUUCCAAAGCACAAACCUGGUUUCUGGUCUGAUGUGGCUAUGGCAGUAGGUUCUAGAUCUGCUCAGGAAUGCCAGAAGAAAUAUAUGGAAAAUCCCCGAGGAAAAAGAUCCCAGAAGCAUGUCACUAAGAAAAAGCCAGCCAAUUCCCAAGGCCAAAAUGGCAAGAGAGGUGAUGCUGAUAAGCAAACUACGAAGAUAACUGCCAAAAUGGGAACUCUGAAGAGGAAGCAACAAAUGAGAGAUUUCCUGGAACAGUUGCCAAAAGAUGAUCAUGAUGAUUUUUUCAGUACACCUUUGCAGAAUCAAAGAGUAUUGUUGCCAAGCUUUCAGGACAGUGAUGACGACGAUGAUAUUCUGCCAAAAAUGGACAAAAAUCCAACAACUCCAUCAUCAGUUAUCUUUCCAUUGGCAAAAACUCCUCAGUGUCAGCAUGUCAGUCCUGGCAUGCUAGCCCCAAUAAAUAGGAAAGAUUGUGAUAAAUAUGUUUUUCGUAUGCAAAAAAGGCAGAAAAGUAAUGGUGGCAUUGUCUGGGGCAACAUCAAGAAGAAAAUGGUUGAAACUGAUGUCUCACCUCCAACAUCAAGAAGAAAAAAUCCAUUUAACAGAGAUUUAGCAGAAAACUCUGGUAUUGGAAAACUUUUCACUAAUGCUAUGGAAUCUUUAGAUGAAGAAGAGAAAGAUUAUUAUUUUUCAAACUCUGAUUCUGCAUAGUAAAAAUGAGAAAAUACAACUUCCCAAGGA